This is a messenger RNA of Cotesia congregata, 408 nucleotides long. The record is from the annotation of a GenBank genome assembly. Lineage: Eukaryota; Metazoa; Arthropoda; Insecta; Hymenoptera; Braconidae.
AUGGAAAUUCAGACUAACUGUUGUUAUGCAACUGCAUUUAAUCAAGGUGCUUUCGACAUCAAAAAGAAAACAGCGAAGGCUGGUCGCAGUUGCGACAAGCUGCCGCCAAAUAAGAGCAACAUUUUGAGCUUUCACGGCAGCAGGAUGCCCAUAGUAUUUAAGUUUUUGAAACAAAGGUUGAAAGGACAAUCGACAGAUCUUCUUGCUUCGGCUCUUCUACAAUCAAGACCCUCGUCACCUUUGGCACAUGUUACUGAUUCAAUUGAAUUUUCUCCGAGGAUUUCACCGACACGUUUAAAUGCUCCGGGCUCUGCUACUGUAGUAGGUAUCUAGAUUUAUACCUCUGAAAACCAUCUGGAACUCAGAAGAGUACCAACCUAUAAAAAAAUAACUGUUUUUAAAAAAUAC